AAUAAAAAUAAAGAUAAUAACGGAAAAAAAUAUCAUUGCUAUCGUCAGUUGAGAUUAUAAAAAUAUAUUUUUUAAUGGGACAUUAAAUUUGCGAGUUCUGGGUAACUAGUUUUUGCUGCAGAUCCACAUGAUGUGUCUUUUUCCGGGACGUUUAAAUUUUUUUUUUGCUUUACCAGGGGCAAUUGUCAUGACCAUUGAAUGGCAGUAGCUGAUGCACAAUACGAGUGUUGUUCAUUCGAAGCCUUGACUUUUAGCCAGUCGGAUGUGUUAUAUUUUAACUCCAAUUAUUUUAAUCACGGGCGAUGACAGUAAAUUAAUUUUAUAGCUGUAAUCAUAACUAUUUUGUAAACCGAGUUCUUAUUUUCUCUACUUAAAAAAUAUUAAAUUAUUAAAAUGAGCGCAAUUGUGUGGACUAAUAAAAUGGUUCUUUGUUUUUAUUUUUUAUUUAUAGUUAAUGUUAAAUGCAGUGGUAUAAAUUUUAUCAAACUGCCAUCAAAAAGUUCAUCUUCACACCUAUAUGAUCAUGCGAGGCAGUUACUAGGAAUGUGUUUCAACAAUAAAUUUAAUUCGAUUAUCAUAACCGCUGAUUUAGCUGAAGAUAAUGAAAUGCAUCGAAUUAAAAAUAUGUGGAAUGCUGAUGAUAGUAGUUCAUCGGUAAUAGUAAUUGACGGAAAUUAUAAACCGACUAAAAUUCAAAUUAACCAUCGCUCUUACCCAUCGUAUAUAUUAUCAGUGAAUUCAAUUGAUACACUUAAAACACUUAUUGGUAAACUGAAACUAUCAAGUACAUGGAGUAUCACGUCAAUUUUUUUAAUUCUCGGCACUGCAAAAGUGUCUUGUACUGAUGCCGGCAAAGUACUUGGAUUAUUAUGGGAACAAGAUUUAUUAUUGGCGUAUUUUUUGUGUAAAAAAUCUGUUGAUGAUAAUGAUAACGAUACGAUAACUAUUUAUACGCUAAAUCCAUUCACUAACUAUGCACCACCGCUUUGGCAAGAGGCUGAAACAAUAAAUACUGUUGAUGAUGAAUGCGACAAUAAAAAAUUGACUUUAUACAAGCAACCUAUGAUAAAAGACAGUAAAAUUUGUCGAAAUAUUACCUUUGACAAAACUGGACGUUUAGAUGGUUAUAAAAUAAAAAUGACGUUGUUUCACACAUUACCCAAUACUACUCGCGAUCACGUAAUAAAUAUCAAAGAUACACCUUAUAAAUCGCUGUAUGGUAAAGAAGACAUGACGGGUUCAUACGAUUUAUCACCAUAUUUGAAUGCUACCAGUUCAUUCUAUAUCAUUCAUGAAAGUUUUCAAGCAGAUGCAAUUAAAAAUGGUUAUAUAGAUUCAUUAGUUAAUAGGAACAAUAAAUACGAUAUACACGACUCAAAAAUGCCAUUGGCAGAUGCUAAUUAUGAGUUAACAGAUAUAAUAACACAAUAUUACGAAGAAACUUUUUCUAUAUUAAUAAAAAAAUCAGAUUAUUUUACAAUUAUUGAAGAAGUCAAUAACCAAUAUAAUAUCCAGUUCAUAAUCAUGACAAUUAUAAUAUUAUUAUUAAUAACUGCACUAAUGGUAAUCAUUAAUAAAACUGAUAUUGGUUGGGCUGUAAUGGAUGUUGUUAAAAUGUCACUGAGUAUGGGAGCAUUGACGCCAAUGGAUAAAUUAUCUAUGCGUAUUACUUUCUUCACUGCUUUUAUAUUUUUUUUCACAACAAUGCCCGAAUUUCAAGGACAAAUUUCAGCGAUAUUGUCAAAAUCCACCCAGCGGAAUGUUGAACAUUUAAAGGACUUGUACGACAAUAAUUACCAUAUUUGGUACGAUGAACGAUUACAAAAGAAUAUUAUUGAGGAAAAAUUGUGGAUAACGGAUGAUGAUAAAAAAUACUUACAUCCGAGCAAUGGGAUAAAUAUGUUUACAUGUGUAAUGAAUGCACAAGGGGAUUCAAGAAUUGCGUGUAUUUAUCCAUCAAAAUUCAUAUUAACAUUUGCUUCACAGUUAAAAAACUUGCAUGUUUUAAAAAGUCCAGUAUUUAGAAACUAUAACGUUUAUUGGUCCCGAAAGAAUUGGGUAUUAAAGAAUAGGUUUGAUAAAAUCGCGACGAUGCCAGUAGAAGCGGGUUUUCAAUAUUAUUCGCACAAAAAAAGAAUAAGUAAUAUACUAAAUAAAAUGAAAAAGAUUGACAAAAUUAAGAAUGCCCAGAAAUAUGAUCAAUUGGAUUUUUAUAGUUUUGAACAUACUUAUAUUUUUAUGGGUAUAAGUUUACUAUGGGUUUUUAUUAUUUUUGGUAUUGAAAUACUUUUACAUAAUUAUUCUAGACUUUAUAGACAGUUUAAAAUGAGAAAUUGCAAGAAAAAAAGUAAAUCGUUGAGAUCACAACCGAGAAUUGUUUUUUUUCCCGGGCGAAUGGUACUUCUUAAUAAUCGCGAAGAAGUUUAA
This is a messenger RNA of Microplitis demolitor, 2427 nucleotides long. RefSeq lists its product as uncharacterized. The transcript has 3 exons. NCBI's taxonomy places the organism in Eukaryota, Metazoa, Arthropoda, Insecta, Hymenoptera, Braconidae. The coding region runs from base 394 to 2427 and encodes 677 amino acids. The record is from RefSeq and is a predicted model, not a curated record.